Globicephala melas (long-finned pilot whale) is the source of this 3905-nucleotide messenger RNA. It is a transcript of the gene B9D1, whose product is annotated as B9 domain containing 1. Lineage: Eukaryota; Metazoa; Chordata; Mammalia; Artiodactyla; Delphinidae. The record is from RefSeq and is a predicted model, not a curated record. Gene Ontology annotation, biological process: cilium assembly. Gene Ontology annotation, cellular component: MKS complex.
AAACUUGUCCCGCGCGCCACGCCGUCCGUCUCCAGGGCAACCCGGCUCCUCCUAGCAACCGCGCAGCCCUGCUAUGGCGGCCGCGGGUCCCAGCGUCUUCCUGCUCAUGGUCAACGGGCAGGUGGAGAGCGCCCAGUUUCCUGAGUAUGACGAUCUCUACUGCAAGUACUGUUUCGUGUAUGGCCAGGACUGGGCCCCCACGGCGGGGCUGGAGGAGGGCAUCUCACAGAUCACAUCCAAGAGCCAGGAUGCGCGGCGCGCGCUGGUGUGGAACUUCCCCAUCGACGUCACCUUUAAGAGCACCAACCCCUACGGCUGGCCGCAGAUCGUGCUUAGCGUGUAUGGGCCGGACAUGUUCGGGAACGACGUGGUCCGAGGCUACGGGGCGGUGCACGUGCCCUUCUCACCCGGACGCCCUCAGCAUCCUCUCGACCCUUCAAAAGAAACAAGGCUCUCAGAGGACGCAGCCCUGGGGCGGGGCUCCGGCUCCGACUUGGCCACCCCUCGCUGGAGGCUCAGAAGGCUCCGCCACCUUUCCGUGGCUCGGCACAGCUGUCUGUGAAAACGUUUGUUUCAGGCACAAAAGGACCAUCCCCAUGUUUGUCCCAGAAUCUGUGUCUAAACUGCAGAAGUUUACCAGCUGGUUCAUGGGACGGCGGCCCGAGUACACAGACCCCAAGGUGGUGGCUCAAGGGGAAGGCCGGGAAGUGACCCGCGUCCGCUCCCAGGGCUUCGUCACUCUCCUCUUCAACGUGGUGACCAAGGACAUGAGGAAGCUGGGCUAUGACACCGGGCCUCCGGACACACAGGGGGUCUCAGGGCCCAGCACACCCCAGGGCCUCUCCCGGUGAAGGCAUCGGCCCCCUGGGACGGCCCAGCGACCCACCUGCCUGACGUGCGUCGGGGGUGGCCGGUGUUUGUGUAAUAAAGUGUUACCUUUUCACAGAGCCCAGGCUGGGGCAGCUCCUCUCCCCGCAGCAACUGCCCUGCGAGCAGGGCCCCGGGGCUGGCGCGGGCCUUGGGGGGCACAGCCCGGGGUGGAAGCUGCGCCAGGACGAAGCCAGCAGCCGAGCCUGGGCUCAGCCUGAUCCCGGGCCCACGGCUGGGCGGCCCCCACACUUCGACACGCUCGUCCCUAAAACCAGCGUGUUGUCCACCAGACAGGCGAGCCGGGCAGCACCUCCCUUGGAUGGAGAGGCCCGUGGCAGCCCAGAGGACGGGCUGCAAGCUUCCCCAGGGUGGGCAGCGCCACGGCGGGGGAGCCCCGCCUGCCCUCGGCCCCCCCCGGGCCACCUGACCCCCCCACGGGCCGCUUCCGGGGAGCCCUCUGGCCAGAACACCGGGCUUGCUCAGGGUUCUCCCCUCAGCAGGAUUUGAGGGGAGCCCCGCAGCCUGAAGAGCCCACCUUAGCCACCACCCACUGCCCAGCUGUCACGGGGACCUGCCUUUGUCCCAGUUCCCCCAUAAACUCAGGGCGCCCAGCUCACUGCGCGCUCUGGAACCGUCCGCCAAUCCCCAGCAUCCUGACCCUCUUUACGUGGAACCUUCCCUCCCCGCUCUGGCCCCGCUGCUCCGCAGAAGCAUCUCCUGCGUCCCCGUCCCAGCUCCCUCGACGCCCCAGCCGUCAGACCACACCACGUCCACCACAGACUCCACCACCUGUCUGCUCGUCCAGUGACCCCGGCACGUCACCAACCACACGGACAGCCCUUCCCGAGACGUGGCCUCUUCCUCAGCCCCCUCCCUCUCCCUUGUAAUGAUCUUGGCCUGUGCCCCCGGCAGCCCCCAGCCCCCUCCUUCCCCUACGCUCAGGCUCACACAGGCACCGAGACCGGGUCGGUGGCCUUGUGAACCGCAGGCCAAGCUGGACUCCAGGCAGGAACCAGCUCCCAAGCGCGCCUCUCCCGAUGCCUCCAGAUUGAUAAGGGUGGGGGCGGGGGAAGGACACAGCCAGAAACCGCGUGGUGAUACAAAUGAUAAAUUAUAUUUAUACAGUAAAUAAGUAUCAACAGUCAACACAAGUUCCAAACCGGCCACCCGCCCCUGGGACUGAGAAAACGGCUGGGCAACACCCCUACCACGGUGCCCGGCAGGAGGGAGCUUGAUGGCAUGUGUCCCACACGCGUGGCAGCACCAGUGGCUUCAUGAUCAGUGCAACGGGCAACACGGACGAGGCGCCUGGGGGUGGGCCUGAGCCGGGAGCUGGGCGGGAGUCUGCCUGGGCCUGGGUGGGCCACUGGCUGUGACAUCGGGGCCUUAAAGUCCCAUCGGGAAGGGCCCCUCACUCUCACGAGGAAUCAUGACCCCAGUAGCGUGGUCCUGUGCCCCGUGAGGGGGUCGGCCCCUACCUCCCGGGGGAGCACCUUGCCCCGAGCCCCGCCCUGCCCCACCCUCCCCCAGGCUGCUGGGAGAGGCCGGAAGGGCCUUCGUGGAUGACUCUGGAGCCCAUGGUCCAGCCCCAGGUCUCGGGCUGGGCAGGAGCUCUGGGCCGGGGGUAGCCCCAGGGAGGAGCACAGGUGAGCUCUUCUACAUGGCAACAGGAGUGGCCUGAGCAGGCAGUUCUGAGUCAGCCUCCCGUGCCCAGCGCCAAGGGUCAGAGCUCCUGGAACCAGAGAGGGGGGAGGGGCCCCAUCCCCCCAGGAGAGAGACCCUCAGCUGUCAGCUGCCCUUGGUGCUAGAGGUGAGACGUCCGCCACGUAGAGUGAGACUGAGGUGCCCGCCAGGCCGGCUGACCAAACAGACAGGACUCGGGGGGAAUGGCCCUGCUCUGGGGAGAAGCCAGUCUCUUCUGGUCUUUCAUCUGUGACUUCCCUAAUACUUUUUUAUAGUGGUGGGCGGGGUGAGGAGAGCAGGGGAGAGGGAGGUAAGAUUAGUGCACGUUCGCUAAAAAUCUCUUCUGGGUGAGAAUGAUUUUUUUUCCUCUGCCAAGUAAGAGAUGAUUACUUCUACGUUGCAACGGGUGUCUGGAGGGCGGGUGCGUAGGUCGGGGCCAGCCCUGGGCCCUCCCCCUGUCAGCCUGGGCUGCCCCCGACAUGCCGCCCCCGCCGCUGUCCCCACCUCUACCCUGAGUGUGGAGUAAGACAGAGGGGGUCACAGACACAGGGUUCCAGAAGCCUCUCCUUCCCACGUUCCCACUGUAAACGAAGUCUUGUUAACUGCAUGCCUUCAGUCACAGAAAGGAGUUAGCUGAUAAAACCUGGUGAGUCACAUUCAUAUGUUAGAUUUUUUUUGUCUUUAACUUUCUUCACGUUGCUUCAUCAGUAAGAAAAAUAGCCUCUCUCUUAGGAUCUAGCCAAAAAGGCUGAAAGUCAACGGUUUGGUAAUCCACCAGGAAAAGGAGUUAAAGGGAAAGGCAACUGGAGGCUACGAUUUUGUUACUGUUGUAGUUUUCUUUUCCUUUUAAAUAAACAUCUUUUAUGCAUAAUCAAAUUCCCAUAUGUUUUCCUAUAAAGAAUUUGCUUUAGUUUUUCCAUAAGGCAUUUUUUGUCUCUUCCUAUUUAAACUUUCUUACAGAGUUAAAACCAUAAAUAAGAGGAGUUACACCACUAACGUGACGCGGCCAAUAUCUUAACCCAGCCAGACCUGGCAAAUUCUAUCAAAACUAGACAGUUAAAUAAGAACGACGUUAUAAAAAUAUUAGCCAAAAAGACUAUUCGAUAAUUCUGCAAACAAAUACGAAACUGUACUAAACAAAGUCUGUGUGAACGCGUACAAGCAUGGGGCACGUGGCGGGGUUACGCUCAGGCUAGUUUAAAGCUUGCUCUAGUGGGUUUAAGUCAAGAGUUGUUCCACGGUGGCGCCAUUUACUUUGAACUCACACACGAGUCAAAGAAAAGUAAAAUACGCACAACCGCGUCCCCCAAAGGUCAGUGUCUGAGGGAGCCCGCACUCCACCCCGUCCACGC